Trichomonas vaginalis G3 is the source of this 2334-nucleotide messenger RNA. RefSeq names its product HSP90/HTPG type heat shock protein family. The record is from RefSeq and is a predicted model, not a curated record. Gene Ontology annotation, molecular function: ATP hydrolysis activity; ATP-dependent protein folding chaperone; ATP binding. The transcript has a single exon. Bases 1 to 2334 code for a protein of 777 amino acids. Lineage: Eukaryota; Parabasalia; Trichomonadida; Trichomonadidae. Gene Ontology annotation, biological process: protein folding.
AUGGACCUUCGUGAGAAGCUCCAUGUCAAUUUUUCCGCUGCUGAAAAACAAAAAAUUGAAUCAACAACAGAAUCUCACGAAUAUCAAGCCGAAACAACCAAAAUCCUUGGUAUUUUAAUUGACAACCUCUAUCACAAUAAAGAUAUUUUCAUGAGAGAACUUAUUUCAAAUGCAAAUGAUGCACUUGAUAAGAUUCGCUUUGAAGCUCUUCGCGAUCCAACAGUUCUUGACAAGGGUUCUAAGAAUCUCGAAAUUUUGAUCGAUAUCAACGAGGAAGAAAAAACUCUUUCAAUUACAGAUACAGGCAUUGGUAUGACAAAAGACGAACUUAUUAAUAACCUCGGUGGAAUCGCUAAGUCAGGUACAUAUGAAUUUCAAAAAAUGCUUCAAUCUGGAGAUACAAAUUUAAUUGGCCAAUUUGGUGUUGGUUUCUACUCUUCAUUCCUUGUAUCCGAUAAAGUUGUUGUCAUUUCCAAGUCAAACAACGAUACAAAGCAAUGGAUUUGGGAAUCUGAUGCUUCAUCUUCUUUCACCGUCACAGAAGACCCUCGUGGAAACACCCUUGGCCGCGGAACAUCAAUUAUUCUUCAUCUCAAAGACAAUUGUUACAAUUACGUUGACAGAGAUCGUAUUAUGGCAAUCGUUCGUCAUUAUUCCAUGUUUGUCGAUUUCCCUGUUAAAAUCUGGCACUUCAAAGAAGUUUACGUACAAGUUGAUGAAGCUCUUGACCAAGAUAAAGCUAAUGAUAUCUUUAAUGACGAUGAUGUCGUUGUAGACGAAGAAAGUUCAGACGAAGAGGUCGCAGAUAAACCAAAGAAGAGCAAACCAAAGGGAACCACACUCAAAACAGUAUGGCAAUGGGUACAAGUUAACGAUAGAAAACCAAUUUGGCUCAGAAAACCGGAAGAAGUGGUCGAAAGUGAUUACAAUGAGUUCUUUACCAUAUUCUUCAAGGAGCCAAAGGGUCCAAUGGUUCAUUUACACAAGAAUUUCGAAGGAAGAGUUCAAUUUUCUUCACUUUUGUUCAUUCCAAACGUUCCUCCACCAGCCGACCAAUUAUUCUCACAUUUCACACGCAAUGUGAGGCUCUACGUCAAGAGAGUCCUUGUUUCUGACUCCUGGACCGAUGAAUUAUUGCCAGAUUAUUUGCAUUUCAUCAAAGGUGUCAUAGAUUCAAACGACUUAUCCCUCAAUGUCGACAGAGACAGACUGAUCAAAGAGAACACCCUCAAAUUGAUCAAAAACAAAGUAACAUCCGCGAUAUUAUCUCUUAUCAAGAAAAUGUUCAUGGAAGACCCUCUACAAUACGCUGAGUUCUAUUCCAAGUACGGCGGCAACAUCAAAUACGGCGUUGUCGAUGACGAACAGAAUAAGAGAUUAUUAUCCCAACUUUUGAUGUUCUAUACCUCGUAUUCUCCCAAGAAACUGACCACUUUGGACGACUACCUUGCUCGUAUGAAGAAAGGCCAAGAGAAAAUUUACUGGAUUGGAGCCGCAUCUCUUGAAGAAGCCAAGAACUCACCGUACACACAAGAUCUCCUCUCUAAAGGAUACGAGAUUCUAUUCGCUCUGGAGCCAAUCGAUGUCUACUGCUUCGAGAGAUUGGACGAAUACAACGGAAUUCCGUUAGAUUCACCAGAAAAGUACCAAGGCGACAAGUUCAGUGAAGAAAAGAUCCAAGACGUCUCUUCUUUCGAAGGAAUAACGCAGCGCCAGUUCAACAGAAUCGUUCCUUGGAUAAGAAAAGCGGUUGGAGACAGAAUUGAGAACGUUAUUUUGUCAAAACGUCUCAAGACUGUUCCAGCCAUUUGCACAGCUUCAGGAUACGGAUAUACAGCAUCACACGAGAGAUUGAUGCGUGCACAAAUGGUACAAGACUCCCAAAUGGCUGAUAAUCUGUAUAUGAGCAAGAAGACAUUGGAAUUGAACUAUAACCAUCCAACUGUAAAGGAUUUGUUCAAUAGAAUUAUGACAUAUAGAAAUCUAAAACCAGAACAAAAAGUGGCAACUUUGGAAGACGUUAGAUUGAUUUUUGACGCGGCACUUUUGGCAGGCGGUUAUACAUUGAAUGAUCCAUUGAAUUUCACCAAGAGAGUUUUCCACAUGAUAGGAAGAUCUUAUGAAAUAGAACCUAAAGUUGCUGAGUUCGAGGAUGAAAACAAAAUCUUUUAUCCGAAAGUUGAAGAUGAAUUUGAAUUCGCUCAUAAAAAUCAACCUUUCGUAAAAUUGGGAAGAAAUUACAAGGUUGGUGGUGACGCAAAGGGUGAUGGUGAUGAAGCACCAGCUGAUUUACAUCCUUCAACACCAGAAGAAUGUUAUGCAGGUAUACUUUAG